Molecule: messenger RNA, 1380 nt
Organism: Perkinsus marinus ATCC 50983
Lineage: Eukaryota; Perkinsozoa; Perkinsida; Perkinsidae
Exons: 2
Coding region: 1-1380 (459 amino acids)
Source: RefSeq, a predicted model, not a curated record
AUGUCUGCCACUCAUCAACAUCCACUAUCAACACCUGAAUUGCCUUUUGGUUAUUCCCCUCGGCACAGCACGGAUCAUCAUUCUUCCUCGGAGGCGACCAGUCCCCCUGGCCGCGAGCCGGCCUCGACGACCUCGGCAUCGAGUGGAGAUGAUACGCCUGGUAGGAGGGUUAAGUUUGAUGGCUAUCCAGCUUUCGAUCCCACGGUUGGUAGCGAGUCUGUGGUCAGCGGAGUUCAGGCGUUCGAAAGUCGUGGUGACACUGACGAGCUGCAGGAACGAAUAACUGCUCUCUCGAAUGCUGUUUCACAGGCUCAUUUUGAGCUGAAUGAAGAGCGGCAGAAGCGACGUCUAUUAGAGCUGGAAAAUGAGACGUUGAAGCUGAAGGUGUUGUCUUUGAGUAUGAUGAGCCCGGAGGCCGCAGGCGCAUUGGAAGCUACUGUUGAUGAGGGUUAUGGGAUCAGCAAUGGCCUGGACCUCUCGCAGAUCUACCUGGGGAGUAACGCGGGUCAUCAUAACCGUAGUCGUGCGAUGACAGCAGUUGAAGGUCUGACCCAAAAUGUGUUACCGGUGUGCCGAAAGGCAACCAUUGAUGAUGCUAUGUUGGCUAUGGCAUUCGAGAACAAGGAGGAUGUGUUGGUUGUACGUCACAUUGGGAGCCUUGGCUUUGGACCAGCACAGACACUAGCUGCUUACUUGUCGGUAUUCGGUAAAGUACAGGAGGUCAUCGAGAUAGAGGAUAGGGAUGAGGCUAUCAUCGUUAUGACCGAUGCUUCGGAUAGCAGUCCUGUCUACCCUCAUGGUCUCAAGGUGGUCAGUGGAGGCGAGGUAGAGAUCGCUUCUUACAAUGAGGCUCUAUCAGCUGGCUGGCUAUCGGCGGUUCACGACACUGACUCGUUGUCGGUGCCCAAUGGUAGUCUUGAUAGUUCGUCGCUCCUCUGGCAUGUUACAACUCCCAGUGGUUUGGGUGUACAUCAGAGCUCCCUGAGGAGUCAUGCUCAGACCUGGGAUGCCAGCAGAAAGUCGCGACCGGAGCCUUCGACGUUUGCUGGGGACAACGAGCCGCCUCGGAUGAACCUCUUGGAGGCGUUACAAGUCUUCAACGAAGAGGAUGAGAAGAGGGUCUUCACGGUUCGGAAAGUGCACAAGCUCGGUUUUAAAUCACAGUAUGCUUUAAAGAAGUACUUCAGCCAGUUCGGUAGAGUGAAGGACGUUGUUCUCCUCCCGAUGAGGGCCAAGCCGAAGCCAGGCCCGCAUGGUCAAGUUCGUGCGGUUCGACCGAGCUCGAUGGGCUUUGUGGUUAUGCAGUGCCCUGAAGAUGUACAGAGGAUUCUCGCCUAUGGAGACACGCAUACAAUNNNNGAGGUUGGAUCUUCUCAAUGA